CAAUGGUUAUACACCAGGUACGAAAGAAUUCGUGUAAGUGGAUGGGUGAUACGUUCACACUUAUCGUCAUGGCUCCGUUUAUAUGGAGUUUUAGAGGGAACAUUAACCGGUUUUUAAUUGAUAUCCAGAUAUUACAGUACCUUAUCAUAUUGAUUGGAUUUUUUAAUUUAUCUCUGUGUCUUUACGAAGAUCAAAUUGGAAAAUUUGAUUGGAAGCAGAAUUAUGUUGGUAAAAUUAAAUUUGCUAAUUUUGACACUGUCUCGGCCGCAAAAAAAAUUAUUGUUGCUACUGAAGAAAAUGUUAUUGCUGCGCUAAACCUUAAAUCAGGACAAAUAUUAUGGAGACGUGUAUUAGAAAAAGGAUAUGCAGGUCAGAUACGAGCAUUAGGUGGAGUUACAGAUGAAGAUCUUGUUUCUGUAAGUGGAGGUGUACCAGCUAUUGUACGUGCAUGGGAUUUAGCCACAGGACAUAUACUUCAUGAAUGGCCAAUUGCUGAACAGAAUCAUAAUAGAAUUAAAGAUGUAAAAUGGCAUAUAAAAGAUGGAACGUUGCAUCAUAUUUUACCAAUUUACAAUAGUGGUGUAGAAGUAACAUCUUAUGAUAGUAAAACUGGAGAUAAAAUAAAAACAAGAAAAGUUUCUGCACCAUUUAUAACUCAAGAAACAGAAUGUGUUUUAGCAGCCCCCUAUUUAGCUUGUUUAAAAGGAGAUAGUUCCCUUGCUAUACUGUUUUUAGUGCAUUUAUUUGAUACAAAUUCUCAACCACAAUCAGUUACAAUAAAUACUAUAUUUGGUGCUGGUGCACAAGGUCCAUAUCAUUUAGAAUCUGUACUAGGUGAAGAACCUGUUGUAUCCAUUACUGCAGAUAAUAAUCAAAGAAAACGAAUUUUUCUUGUUGGAGAAGUACCUGUUCCUAUUCAAAAGGAUAUAGUAGGAGAUGCUGUACUUUAUAUAGUUUCAGUUGAUAAUGAAAAAGUACUUUUAGAAACAACUUAUAAAAAUGGAGUAACAGAAAUUGUUGCUUCGGAACUUUUAACAUCAAAACCUAUACCAAAUUUAUCUAUCAGUGUUACACAUACUUCUUUACUUUCACCAACAAUUGUAGCUUCUGUUUGUCCACGGCAAACAAAAGGUGUAACUUGUCGUCAUUUAUUAGCUUCCCAAGAUCACAGUGUUGCAUUACUCCAACAUAAUAAGUUAAUAUGGGCAAGAGAAGAAGCACUUGCUAGCAUUGUAGCAGUAGAAAUUAUAGAAUUACCUAUGUCAGAUAGGGAUCAAGAAAUAGAAACAGAAUUUGAUCAGAAAGAGAAUAUUGAUGUAGACAGUUCAUGGGAUGUACUAAGUAUGAUGUUUAGAAGAAUUAGUUCUCAAUUUAAACAAGCAAAAACAUUUUUUCAAUCUAUACUAAGUUUCACACCUCAACAAUCCAAUCAACGUACUGACUUAGUACGAGAUAAAUUUGGAUUACAUAAAAUGAUUGUCCUUGUUACAUCAGCAGGAAAAUUAUAUGGUAUUGAAACUAGAAAAGGUGAAAUUAUUUGGCAAUUGAGAGUGCCAAGUAUUCGUGGUUUUUCUAAAAGAUCUGAUGCAAUAAUUUUAUAUGUACAACGUGGCAGCAGACAUUUUCCAUAUCCUCCACAAUGUGCAUUAUUAGCAGAGGACAAAAAAACAGGAGAAGGAAUUAUAUAUACAUUUAAUCCAAUUACUGGUCAACCAUUGGAUGGUUUAAUAAAACUAGGAUAUAGAAUAAAGCAAUCCAUGUUGCUUCAUGUAACAACGGAUGAUUUUUUGCGAGGCAUACUUAUUUUUGACAUGCGAGAUAAAGCUCAUGUAUAUCCUGAAGGUGCAACUGCAAUUGCUGCAUCACUUGCUAAAAAUACAUAUAUAUUUACUGCUAACCAAGCAACUGGAAUGUUAUCUGGAUAUUCUUUAUCAUAUAGCACAGCUCAAGAACUUAUUUCUCAUAAAGUAUGGGAAUUAUUGCUUUCGCCAAAAAACCAAAGAAUAACGCAUGUCGUAUCAAAAAAUCCAAUAGAACGUGUUCAUUCCCAGGGUAGAGUUCUAAGUGAUAGAUCAGUUUUAUAUAAGUACAUUAAUCCUAAUUUAGUUGCUGUUGUAACUGAGGGUGCUGGACACACUCAUAAAAAUACGCUUAAUCUAUAUUUAUUGGAUGCAGUAUCUGGAGCAAUGAUAUUUUCUAUUAUGCACAAAAGAGUUCGUGGUCCAGUUCAUGUUGUGCAUUCAGAAAACUGGAUAGUGUAUAGUUAUUUUAAUGAAAAAAGUCGUAGGACAGAAAUUGCUAGUUUAGAAUUAUAUGAAGGAAAAAUACAAAGUAAUACCACAGUGUUUUCAUCUUUAGCUACAACUAAAUUGCCAAUUGUUGAAAGGCAAGCCUUUAUUUUCCCUGCAGCAAUAGAAUCGAUGCGGGAAACUAUUACAGAAAAAGGUAUCACAAGCAAACACAUUAUAGUGGCUUUAGCUAAUGGCGGAAUAUUGGAAUUACCAUGGAUGAUGGUAGAUCCACGACGGCCUAUUAAUCCUGAAAUACGUGAAGAAGGUGUGAUACCAUACAUGCCAGAGAUACCUAUCCAUAUGGAUGCAAUAAUUAACUAUAAUCAAAGCGUCUUUAGGGUAUCUGGCAUUCAUACUAGUCCUAGUGGCCUUGAAAGUACUUGCUUAGUUUUUGUACAUGGUCUUGACUUAUUCUACACACGCGUGGCACCAUCUAAAACAUUUGACGUUUUAAAAGAAGAUUUCGAUUAUUAUCUUAUUGUGAUAGUAUUGGCAGCGCUUUUAAUUUCAUCGUACGUCACAAAGAAACUAGCAUCCCAGAAAGUGCAAAAGCAAGCAUGGAAAUGAUAUUUCAUUUUUCUAGAAAAUCAAUGCAUUACAUUCUCAAGUAUUUGUUCACUAAAAGCAAAAAAUUUUGCUAAUAAUAAUUUGUAAAAAAAAAUACUGUUUUAUAAAAAGCCAAUGUUACUGCAAAGUAAA
Messenger RNA from Apis cerana (Asiatic honeybee), 2990 nucleotides. RefSeq names its product ER membrane protein complex subunit 1 (gene EMC1). Gene Ontology annotation, cellular component: EMC complex. The record is from RefSeq and is a predicted model, not a curated record. Gene Ontology annotation, molecular function: protein binding. Gene Ontology annotation, biological process: protein folding in endoplasmic reticulum. NCBI's taxonomy places the organism in Eukaryota, Metazoa, Arthropoda, Insecta, Hymenoptera, Apidae.